Messenger RNA from Linum trigynum, 2257 nucleotides. Lineage: Eukaryota; Viridiplantae; Streptophyta; Magnoliopsida; Malpighiales; Linaceae. The record is from the annotation of a GenBank genome assembly.
GAAUACGGUUAACCUAACAAAACUAUUAACCGGGAAAAAUGAAAUAAUAACAGAAUGACCAAAAACCCUGAAUAAACCCCCAGAAGACGAAAUCCGCAACUCCAAAAGUUUUCACCGCCGAUGAAUUCAUCCACGAAGCGCCUUCAAUCCGACUGAGAAAAUUCCAGCUCUGACUUCUCCCCGCCAUAAUUCAUUCUUGUAGAAGGUAAAUGCCCUCUCGAUUCUCUCAGUUCCACAUCUUAGCAUUGAAUUUGAUCCCUCGAAACAGAUCCAAAAUGCCCGUUCUGGGCAAAAUAUGUAAUUUCCGGCAGUAGAUUCCGUAAGUCCAGAAGCAAUAGUCGAUCCCCAGCUUAAAGUUUCCGUCUUUGUCUAUUGCUGUUCGAAGCUGAUGCUGUAUCAUUUCUGGGUUCGUCUCAUUUCAUAGCUCUUUGUGAACUUGAUUGUCUGCCUGAGAGCAUACUUUUUAGUUCGUCAUUUUGCAUUCUUCUGUAAACCCUAAUCUACUUUUAGGAGAUGGAUGUUUGAUCGUAUUGUCGUAUUGGGACUCCUUUCGAGAAUUCUGAAGAUGGUUAAUGAAUUGUAGAAGUAAUUAACUGCAGUACUAUACUAUGAGCUCAUUGAACCAAUCCUAAUCCUGAUGCAGAGCUGAAGACAUUGAUGGUUUGCAUGUGGUGAAAUCCUAGGAUUCAGAUGUUGGGUUUGGGAUACUCAAUGGACGAAUUGCUAAAGAACCACCUUUUCGCAACUCAUGCCAUUGCUGGUGCAGGCUCGGUGGCAUUAGGCACUGCACUAACUUACCCUCUUGAUACAAUCAAGGUCCUUACCCAGGUUGGUUCAAGUUCUAAUAAGCAGUUGACUCCACUUUCAGUUUUAAGAAGAGUUCAAGCUCUGUCUGGAAACUCAGGUGUAUACAGUGGAUUGGGUUGGUUGACUUCAGGCAGAAUUGUUGGUCUUGGUACUCGCUUUGGCGUCUAUGAAAUUUUGACAGCAUUCUAUAAAGAUGGUCGAGAGGACAACUAUGUAUAUGUUCACGAGGCCCUCAUGGCAGGCAUGGCAGCUGGUGCCUUGGAGUCACUCACAAGCUCUCCAUUCGAAUUUGUCAAACUUCGUGCUCAAGUGACCUCUGCUUCUCGCGCUCGAACUUCUACACCCUCUACAGAAUCUAGAUCCGUGGGACCCGUGAUUUCCAAACUAUUACGUGGAUACACUCCUGACGUAAAAGCGCUGAGCCAUUCGACUGCCCUUCUAUCUACGCUAUCCACCAAGCACCCAGACCUCGUCGGUGCACUGAGAGAGCAUCCAUGGAUGAUGACUGGCUCUGGGAGGCCACCGUCAGUUAGUGAUGUUAGUAAACCAUCGCAUGUAAUCUCAUUAGAAGGAUGGAGUGCUUUCUGGAGAGGCAUUCGAUCUGGAAUUGUUCGAGAUUCUGUAUUUGGUGGGACGUUCUUUUGCACAUGGCAGUUCCUUCACCGGGCAAUGCUCGACUGGAAAGCAGUCGGUAUGGUUCCUGAACCCAGGUUUGACGAUGAGAUUGGGCCGCUGUCACCAUUAGCCGUCAGUGCUGCUGCUGGGAUUUCAGGAUCGAUUGCUGCUGCUGCCUCUCAUUGUUUCGACACAGCAAAAUGUCGGUUCCAAUGUACCGUGCUGCCCAAGUAUCUUAGAUACGAAAGGGCGCUGUUGAAAUGGCGCCGUCCAGGGACAAGAUUCGAGAGAGCCACGGGAAUCCACCCUGCAGAUAGAAACGUUCUAUUCCGAGGAAUCUGGCUGAGGAUGGCUCGCAGUGGGGUCGCGUCGUUUGUUAUCAUAGGAACGUAUUAUUUGGCUGUUGAUCAGCUCCUUUCUUGAUGAACCACAGAUGAACAUUAAGCAUAUGCCAAAUAUUGAGCAGGUUUUGCCGCCUUAUUUAAAGCACUGCAAGUAAUUAUUGGUAGAAAGGCCAUAACUUUUUGGCAGUGCAGUUCAUCACAUCGUUGAAAGAGAUUCUGUAAAAUUUAGCAACUCUUGUUCCUGGCUUCUCCAACUUCUGUAUUCGAUUAUUUGAAGAUAUACUGAAUUGCUGAUGUUCUGUUAAGUUCACUGUUGCUCCUUUGUUGCAUGACAUCCCUGAGGUAUGUUGCAUCCAUUUUCCCCCCUACCAUUCCAAGUAGGAGUUGAUGAUGGUCUGAAUUCACACCCGAUGAGUAUAUGAUCAUAUUGAUAAGGGAAGGAAGAUGAUCAACUGACCCGGAUGAAGAACUAAUCAAUUUGGUUCCCACCU